UUACGAGCUUUACGCACAGGGCGGGCCUUUCCUUCACCCAGGUUGGGGGUGUAGGCCACUCAGUCAGACAAUCAAAGAUGUUUGAGUUUCCAUGAGCACUGACCACGGAGGUAAACGCGCAGCGCAUUAUAACUUACCCCUCCUCCAGCCCCGAUCACUCCGGCCUCCACACUACAGGGGUUUUUUAAAGUCACAUUUGAUCAGAACAAUGUUUUCUGUUUAAAGAAACUGGUCAUGCGAUGCGAUUUAUUUCUGCCGGUGGAAAGAAAAACUAGAUAAGACCUGUUGGCGAUGAUGGAUUACUCAAAGGCGCAAAUGUCAAGCUUAUCUGAGGAGGGCAGCUCAGCUGGGUGUGCACAGUUCAGUCCUGCUGGGGUGAAGCUGGAGGCGGUGAUGGAGCAGCUGCAGAGACAACAAGAGGCCAAACUGGAGAUGAACCUGCAAGAAAAACAUCUUCUUCAAGCCCAGCUCCUGUUUGCUCAACGCGCUGCUGCAGCGAGAGCCUCUGGCUCCAGAAUGGACUCUGCAUUAUUUGGCAAAGCAGAAGGACAGAUUCAUCAAGCAGCUCAACAAGCUUUGAACAGCCAUCUCAGCAGAAUAGAUCCAGAUGAGGAAGAUGAAGACUCAGAUGAGGAGGAACAGGAAAUGGUGGAGCCUGAAGAGAACGAUGAGGUGGAGGAAGAUGACGAGGAGGAGGAGAACGGGCCUCAUCAGCAGGCGAAGAAGCCUCGGCUCCAGCAGGUUGCAGGCUUCUCCUUCCCUCCUUAUUCCACAUCUCAGUCGUCUGCUGUGAAGCAAAUGUCCGAAUCUCCACCUUCAGCAAUAAAACAGGAGCAUGAGGAGAAGGAGCUGCAGUCUCCCGCAGGCCAACAAGCCUUCACAUCACUCAAUGGCUUCGCUGACUGGGGCUAUGAUGAGCCAUUUAAACAAAGAGGGAGUGCCAUCUGGGCUGAGGAGAAUGAUGGAGGAAAAGUAAGAGGAGAACCAUCCAGGGACUUUGCCAAGCUUUAUGAACUGGAUAAUGACCCACAACGGAAGGAGUUUCUUGAUGAUCUCUUUGUCUUUAUGCAGAAACGAGGAACUCCUGUGAACCGCAUUCCCAUCAUGGCGAAGCAGGUGCUGGACCUGUACAGGCUUUAUAAGCUUGUGACAGAGAAGGGAGGCCUGGUGGAGGUUAUUAACAAGAAGAUCUGGAGGGAGAUCACCAAAGGUCUCAACCUCCCCACAUCCAUCACCAGCGCAGCCUUCACCCUCCGCACCCAGUAUAUGAAGUAUCUGUACCCGUUUGAGUGUGAGAAGAAGGGCCUGAGUUCUCCAGGUGAGCUGCAGGCUGCCAUCGACGGUAAUCGCAGAGAAGGUCGACGUCCCAGCUACACAAACAGCCUGUACCGCUACUCUCCCUCCCCGAGCUCUGCUCCGCACGCCCUCCUCUCCUCACCCACGAUGCAAACCACCCCGACCGGACACAAUGGCCUGAAUACAUCCGCUAGUCCAAAUCUGAAGAGAAACAGGGGUAUGACAGAUGAGACGUCCACCCCUAUAAUACCCAGCCGGCUGCCCAUGGCUCUUGCACUGGGACAGCAGCAGCAGCAGCUGGCACAAGCUGCCACAUUAGAGCAUCUGAGAGAGAGGCUGGAGCGAGGAGCAGGCGGAGCUGCAGCCGACGGUCCAGAGAAGAAAAUGAUGCGGCUGGCGGAGGAGCAGCAACGCCUCAUGCAGCAGGCCCUCCAACAAAACCUCCUGGCAAUUGCCUCUCACUUCAACCCCAUGAACCACAAACUUAACAAUGGACAUGAAAGCAAACAGGAUUUGUCUCAGAGUAUCUCCACUAAUGGCGCAGCCAGUAUCAGUGUAUCUGUGGAGGUCAAUGGCACCACUUACUCAGGAACACUGUUUGCCCAGAAGUCAGCUGCUCCUGUGGCGUCACAGGCUGUAACUCUGGCAGGAACAAGUGGUUUCAGUGCCCUCUCCUCCUCACACAGUCCCCACUCUUCAUCUUCCACCUCCUCAAAUGGACCAAAUUAACACUCACUGUUCUGAGAAAAAUUAUUACACAAUGUACCUCUUAUCAGACAAAAACUGUAUGAAUUCUAGGGAAAAUCAGCUGCAACACAUGAAGCAAUUUAAUUUUUUCUAGCAUUAUUUUCCAUUACUUUGACAGUGUAAUGUGCUUUAAAUGAGUUUUGUCAAGCGGACAUUGAUUUUUGACCUCAUAGGCGUCCAAACUGACUAUAAUGUAGAUUCAGAUCACAGUUUACUUUAGUGCCUGUUAGAAGCUUUUUUUAAAUGAAGUGGCAUUCAUGAGCUUCACAAGGUUUGUCUGUAAAUGUCUUUAGAGCAAACAAAAAGUGCACCGUGAGAACUAAUGCUAAGCCUCUUUGGGUGUCAACUACAUUUAUAGCUAAUUAUCGAACAGUUCUGUGGCUGCCUUUUUCCAUAGUAGAACAGUGUAGUUGCCAAAGUGCAAAAAGCCAAAAAUGAAGACCAAAAAGCCUGUCAAAAGUGUCAUAACCUGUCUGUAACUAUUUUGCUGAAAUCAUGUUUUAUCCCUCCUGGUAAACAUUUGGUUUAACUUGAGUGAAAGUUCAUAGUUUAUACUUUUCACAGCAGCUUUUAGGGAUUAUGUACACCAUCAGUUUCCCCAGAAACAUUGUAUCCUAAAGAAUCAAAUGGAAUUUGAAAUUAAUCGGUUUCAGGUUUGGUGGAAUUUUUUUUAAUGUUUUGUAUUGUGUUUUAUUUUACUUUUUUUAUUUUUUAUUUAAUCAUUUGGUUCAUAUUUACAAAACAGUUUAUUUCAUGUUGGCUGUGAAUCAAAGGCAAAAUGUGAGAGACAAGGUUUCUGCUGGGAGCUAUACGGAGGAUGUAGGUGAUACAAAUUUACCUCAGUUGACUUGACAAUUGACUCAGGAAUGUCCUCUCAACUCAUCACUGUUACACUCAUAAUAUAUUACUGUGUUGUAUUUGUAUAAAUGCAGAGAAUGUAUCGUCAAUGACCUCAAGCUUUUGACAACACUGAAACAGUGCUACCUCACUCUUCUAGAGAAAUAUGCAAUACUUAAUGCAGCAUGUGUUAAUUUAGCCAUCUGCUGAAAUAUACUGUAUCUGGACAAUCGAGCAGACAUACCAUUGCAAACAAAUGUCACUGUGAACUUGACAACUGUUAAAAAAACAACUCUGCUUUGGUCUUUGAUUAACGUAUUUCUUGGACAUGUGGCCAUAAGAAAUAAAACAAUCUUGUGUGCUCUAAA
Siniperca chuatsi (mandarin fish) is the source of this 3248-nucleotide messenger RNA. RefSeq names its product AT-rich interactive domain-containing protein 3A-like. The transcript is spliced from 9 exons. The record is from RefSeq and is a predicted model, not a curated record. Gene Ontology annotation, cellular component: nucleus. Gene Ontology annotation, molecular function: DNA binding. Bases 292 to 2025 code for a protein of 577 amino acids. Lineage: Eukaryota; Metazoa; Chordata; Actinopteri; Centrarchiformes; Sinipercidae. Gene Ontology annotation, biological process: regulation of transcription by RNA polymerase II.